Porites evermanni is the source of this 1470-nucleotide messenger RNA. The record is from the annotation of a GenBank genome assembly. NCBI's taxonomy places the organism in Eukaryota, Metazoa, Cnidaria, Anthozoa, Scleractinia, Poritidae.
AUGGCGCAGAAGUUGGUGAAUUUUGGGCAAAGAAUCGCUGUCGCAACACCUCGUGUGGCCACUAGAUGGGGAUUUCAAGCGCUUGGUAAGACACUUUUUGAGUCGCCGAUAGUUUUGUGGUCAUUUGAUUCCGUUUAGCUUCCUCGUAUGGCGCGUUUUGUACGUAGUAUUGUUUGAAAGGCUAGCGGUCCAGCAAAUAUUAAACACCGUUUACACGCUCUCAUUCUUUAAUUACCAAAGUCUACUCAGAUUUAAGAGUAAAUUUUCCAUAAAACAAGAACACAUAACAACAUGCUGCGCUAUUUUUUUAAUGGAAGUUGUCAUCAGUGAUNUUGUGGGUAGUUUCUUCGCCGGUGAAGAUUCAAGAUGGCGCAGAAGUUGGUGAAUUUUGGGCAAAGAAUCGCUGUCGCAACACCUCGUGUGGCCACUAGAUGGGGAUUUCAAGCGCUUGGUAAGACACUUUCUGAAUCACCGAUAGUUUUGUGCUCGUUUUAUUCCGUUUAGCUUCCUCGUGUGGCGCGUUUUGUACGUAGUAUUGUUUGAAAGCUAGCGGUCCAGCAAAUAUUAAACACCGUUUACACACCCUCAUCCUUUAAUUACCAAAGUCUACUCAGAUUUAAGAGUAAAUUUCCCAUUAAACAAGAACACAUAACAACAUGCUGCGCUAUUUUUUUAAUGGAAGUUGUCAUCAGUGAUCACAAACGAGAAUUGGCAAAUAUUAUUCCUAUUUCACACCCCUCUGAUGUAAUUAAUGAUCUCCGAUAAGACUUUUUUUGCUACUGUGUAUACUUCAUGCUGGUUUCUGUUUAACAGAUUUCAUUCCACUGAAUUUUUGUUCAAUUGAAGAUCACCGUUGUUGUAAAAAUGUCAGUGGAGCAUUGUAAUAUGUCAUCUGGGGUGCCUAUAUUGUCUAUUUUGAAAUUUUAAUAUGUAAACAGGGGUGCCUGUUUUGUCUGUUUUCGGUAAAAUGUCUAUUUGAUGAAGCAUGUGUUUCUCAGGAAUUUCUUGUCCCGUUACUCAUACAUGUAUAAGUCCAAGGGCAUUUAUUUAAAACUUGAGUGGAAUGUUAUGGUAGUUUAUAUGAAGAAAGACAUCAUUGUAUUGGCCUUUCUUCAUAAUCAGUACAUUUUCCGCAAGUGGGGAAUUCUUGUAAGGUAAAAAGAAUGCUUACCUGUAUUAUUUUAAAUUAAAUCCCCAAUUUCUCUUCCAGGCUUGGCGAAGAAAGCACAGCCUCAUGCUACCAAAUUUUGGAACAAUGCUAAAGUUGAGAUGGCACCACCAAAGAUGUCAGAUUGGCCUGCCAUCAAGAAGAGCUUUAUGGGGCUGAAAGAUGCGGCCCUAGCUGGAAAGUUUGUGGAUGUAACUGUUAAACAAGCUUGUGUCAAUACUCUGGUAGCUGCUGAAAUUGCCUUCUGGUUUUAUGUUGGGGAAAUCAUUGGAAGAAGAAGUCUGAUUGGUUACAAUGUGUGA